This is a messenger RNA of Trichosurus vulpecula (common brushtail), 2396 nucleotides long. RefSeq names its product TBC1 domain family member 17 (gene TBC1D17). Gene Ontology annotation, biological process: activation of GTPase activity. Bases 190 to 2151 code for a protein of 653 amino acids. NCBI's taxonomy places the organism in Eukaryota, Metazoa, Chordata, Mammalia, Diprotodontia, Phalangeridae. The record is from RefSeq and is a predicted model, not a curated record. Gene Ontology annotation, molecular function: GTPase activator activity. The transcript is spliced from 17 exons.
GCGUCUGCGCAGAGCGCAUUUGUCCCUCUUCCUCCUUGAUUAGUGGUUUGAUCCACUGGAGGCCGAGGCAACGAGCGGACGCUACUAUUUCACUCCUUUCGAGGGGAGGUCCGGCCCGCCGGAUGUGACGUAAAGUUUAUCUCUGAGGCGGAGCGAGCUAGGGGAGUGGCCUCGGCUCCAGCUGCGACUAUGGAGGAGGCUGGUUACCGGGUGGUGUUCGAGAAGGGCGGAGUGUUCCUGCACACGAGCGCCAGGGGGCGGCACCAGGACCCGGGCUCCCUCAUCGCUGGCGUACUGCGCCUGCUCGAGAAGGACAAUGACGUCAUCCUGCAUUGGGCCCCAGUGGAAGAGGCUGGAGACUCCUCCCACGUGGUCUUCUCUAGGAAGGAGCCUGGUGGGGGAGACCCCUGUCCCUCAGAGGAAGAGCCAACCUUUGACCCUGGCUAUGAGCCUGAUUGGGCUGUGAUCAGCACUGUGCGCUCCCGGCCCCGGCCCCCUGAGCCUGACCCAGCUGCAGGGUUAGGCAGCUCCCGGGGUCCCUGGGCCUUCUCGGUGAGCCUGGGGGAGCUGAAGUCGAUUCGGCGCUCCAAGCCAGGCCUGGGCUGGGCCUAUCUGGUGCUGGUGACCCAGGCGGGAGGCUCCUUGCCAGCUCUCCACUUCCACCGGGGAGGCACGCGGGCCUUGCUGCGGGUUCUCAGCCGCUACCUGUUGCUGGCCAGCUCCCCCCAGGACUCACGCCUCUACCUCGUCUUCCCUCACGACUCUUCUGCCCUCUCCCACUCAUUCCAUCAUCUCCAGCUGUUCGAUGAUGACAGUUCCAAUGUGGUGUCUCGUUUCCUCCAGGACCCUUAUGCAGCCACCUUUGGUGGUUUUUCACGGGUGACCAACUUUUUUCGGGGAGCCCUUCAACCUCCCCCUGAUGGCCCCCCUGUCAGCUGUCCCGAGGCCCUGGAGGAUGAGGAGCCAGAGCCUGGUUUUGAGGUCAUCUCUUGUGUGCAGCUGGGGCCCCGGCCCGUGGUUUCCCGGGGGCAGCCCGUGACAGAGGACAUCUGGGCCAGCCACGUGGGCCCAGAUGGGCGCCUUCAGGAUAUUGGGGAGCUCAAGGCUCAGAUCUUCUCAGGGGGCUUGUGCCCCUCUUUGAGGAGAGAGGCCUGGAAGUUUCUUCUUGGUUAUCUCAGCUGGGAUGGCUCAGCUGAGGAGCACAAGGUCCACAUCCAUAGGAAAACGGAUGAGUAUUUCCGUAUGAAGCUGCAGUGGAAGUCAGUGAGCCCUGAGCAGGAAAGGAGGAACUCAUUGCUCCAUGGCUAUCGCAGCCUUAUCGAGCGUGACGUGAGCCGUACUGACCGCAGCAACAAGUUCUAUGAGGGGCCUGGGAAUCCAGGCCUGGGCCUGCUCAAUGACAUCCUCCUCACGUACUGCAUGUAUCACUUUGAUCUUGGUUAUGUCCAGGGUAUGAGCGAUCUUCUCUCUCCCAUCCUCUAUGUCACUCAGAACGAGGUUGAUGCCUUUUGGUGUUUCUGUGGCUUCAUGGAGCUUGUGCAUGGAAACUUUGAGGAGAGUCAGGAGACAAUGAAGCGUCAGCUUGGCCAACUCCUGCUGCUGUUGCGGAUCCUGGAUCCUCCACUCUGUGAUUUCUUGGACUCCCAGGACUCUGGCUCUCUUUGCUUCUGUUUUCGAUGGCUGCUCAUCUGGUUCAAGCGUGAAUUCCCAUUCCCUGACAUCCUCCGUCUGUGGGAGGUGCUGUGGACCGGGCUCCCAGGCCCCAACCUGCACCUGUUGGUGGCCUGUGCCAUCCUCGACAUGGAGAGAGAUGCGCUCAUGCUCUCUGGCUUUGGCUCCAACGAGAUCCUCAAACACAUUAACGAACUUACUAUGAAGCUGAGUGUGGAAGAUGUCCUGACCCGGGCCCAGGCAUUGUAUAUGCAGCUGACGGCCUGUCAGGAGCUGCCCCCCAAUGUGCAGGAGGUCCUGGGCCUGAGCCCGGCCCCAGCUUCCAGCCCAGGUAGCCCCUCUCCCUCAGGCUCACCGCUGCCGCUGUCACCACCCCCAGCCCCUGAAGCCCCGUCCUCUGUUUUGGGGGCUCCUUCGUCUACUCCCCAGCCUGACAGCAGCCUGGAGAUCCUGCCUGAGGACUCAGGGCCAGACCCCUAAGUGUUCUCUCCUGACGUGGUCCUCACUGACUCUGCUCCCAUCCUUCCCGCACAUGCACUUUACCCCUUCCUUUCUCUUGUCCAUCACCAAAGCUCUGGUCCCUUCUCCUUGGACCCCUAACCUGGGGCGAGGGAGCUGGGGCUCACAUCCUCACCAGACUUCUUGUGGGUGCGGGUGAAUCUUGUCCUCCCCUCCCAGGAGGGCACUUUCUUUCUGCCCAUUAAACGGGGUCACUUUGAUGCUCA